AUGCGUCAAGUCAGAAACAUGGCUUGUGUUGAGAAUUUAGCGCCAAUAAAUGUUGAUUCGGAGAUGGAGGAAGGAGAGAUAGUAGAUGAUCUCUCUGACAUAUCAUCAGAGGAGGAGUUCCUGUUGCGUCAGCGACUAGAAGUGUUAGAGAACUACAACAAUGUCCUUGAGCGUAAGAAAGCUAAGCAUUCUUCAAUUGGAUCAGGUAAAAAAUAUAAAAAGGAGAAUAUAUUAUCAUAUGACCUAUCGGAAGUUUCUGCUACUGAAUUGGAAGAUUAUUGUUUACCAUACAAAAAUGAUCAAGUACAAAAACCACCAAAAGCACACCACAGACAGAAAAGAAAAAAAGAAGAGUCAAGUGUUGUUAUUAAAAAUAAAGAACAUAAAAAGAAAACUAGUAGAUCUAAAAGAAAAUUAGAAAACAGAAAAGGUUUCUGUGAAUCCAGUGAAGAGGAGAUUACUGAUGAAUGUAAAAACAGGAGAAGGAAAUUGGCAGAUGCUGUAAUUGUAAAUAAACCUAAGAAUGAUAAAACAUCAUUGAGCGAAAGACUUCAGAAAAUGCUUCAUGGUGUUAAUCCAGAGGCAGUGAAAAUAGUUGUCACUGAAAAUAGUACCAUCAAUCACAAUGUUAUACCUAAAAAUCCACCUAACCAUUCCCUGAUCUUGCAGAACACUGAUGAACAUAUGCUAUGUUCAGAGAUUCCAGACAAUACACAAGAAAUUAAAACAUCUUGUGAAGUAAUAGACAUCUGCACGGAUGAUGAUAGUAAAACAGGUGAUAAAUUUAUUACAAUUGAUACAGUAGAUGCAGAUGUUAAAGAAAAUGAGCCUGGGAAUAAUAUUCAGAAAAUCAUAGACAGGAAUAAAGAUUCUAACCAAGAUUCUGAUGAUGAUUUAGAGUUGCUCAGACAACAUGCUCUCAAAACAAAAAUGGCAAAAAUAAAGAAGCUGGAUGAGAAUAAAAUAUCGUCAGAGGAUGAAGAUAGUGAUACCACAGAAUUAAGGUUAAUUUGUUUAAAAUCUGCAUUACUAAAGAAGGCAAUUGAAAUGAAACGAAAACAAAAGUUACAAAAAAAAUUAUCUCAGUCUUCCAACCUGCAAGAUGAUACAUUUGACCAUAUUAUGAUGGGCGAAAAAAUUAAUUUGGAUAACAAUACAGAUAUUGAAUCGGUUGAUAUGGAUAUUGGUUCAGAUGGAGAUGAGAAACUAAAAGAAAAUGAUGGAGAUUUUGUUAAAAAUACUGAGAUAGAACAAAGUGUUCCUUUGGAAAACGACAUUCCUGUUUUAAUGGUUACUAAGCAAGAUGAACUCGAAGAGGAUGAAGACUUAUUAAGAGCAAGAUUGUUAACGUCUCUAAGUAAAAAUUUACCAAACCUGGUCAAUCCCAAUGUUGAAAAGCCUGUUGAAAAUGUAAAAGACAAUGUUAUUAUUAAGCCAAAGCAGCAAAAGCCAAGUGUCAUCCCAGAAGAAAAGAGAUUUAUAAUCAAUGUUGAAUCAGACUCUGAAGGAGAACAUGAGGCCACAAAGAACCUGACAAAAAUGCAUAUGAAAUUAUCAGAACAAGUAGAUUUUCAACAGAAGCUUGAUAUGUUCUUGAAAUCCACCAGAAUGGAAGUAGAAAAAAAAACAACGCUGCCCGAUGUAGUUCAGCAGCCAGGACUGCCAAAGAAAAACGAGAAAUUUGUUGCUAAGGCCGUUAAAAAUUUGCCAAAGUCAGAGCAGAUUGAAUACAAAAAUCUGGUGAAAAGGAUGGCAGAGUUAGAAAAAAUCAAGCAGGCUCGACAGAAUACUAUGCAUUUAAGUGUUAAAGUACCUGUAGCUUCAAAGGAUACAUUAAAACCGAGAAAUGUAACAUUUGAUGCUUCCAAUGUGACCACAAUCAACAAUCUUGAGGAAAAAAUUACAAGUUCAAGAAAGCAUAUUGCAGAGGAAUCGGCGAAAAUGCUCAAGUUGAAAGAAGAGGGAACUAAACUGUCUCAAAGGUUUAAAAUAGUUGCUACAGAACUCCGUAAUAUUAAAACUGCUAUAGCCCUUAAUAAAAAACAGCAAAGAUCUGUUCAAAACUGCCUAUCGAAAAUAAGACUGCACCAUCAAAUGUUACUUAAAAGCUCACUAAGUUCAACACAUUCCAAACCAAAUACCAUACUGCAUUCAAAUCACAUUAACCCAAAGUUACAAAAAGAGAAUAAUCCCAAAGAUCAUAAAUCAGUGGUAUGUAAAGAUAUUUCCAUAGAAAAUUACAAGAACCCUGCAAUGCUGAAAGCUAUUAAAAUUGGGUUCAAUAAUGAUUUGAAACAACAAAAACUAGAAUGCAAGCCACAGCCUCCUGCAAUACAGCCUGCCAAACUAUCUGUAGAAGUUAAUAUUACCAAUAAUAAAAAAGUAGUGACAACCAUAAAUCAUGAUAGUGGUACUGACAUAAGUCAAGCAAAUAAUAAUAUGAUGGAAGAUUUACUUGAAAGUGUAAGGCAUUCAAGUCAUCCUGUCGUAGAGAAAGGCGGAGGGACAAUGGAUAUUGAGUCUUGUGCCUCAGAGAGAGGAGCUAGUGACGAUUACAAAUCGCCUCUCGAUGCGUUUGGCAGUAGCACCUGGCAGGCAGAUCCGAACGCGAUUCUCUGCCCUUUUGAAGUUUGCGGUGACUGCAAGGACACCGAUUGCAAAUACCUACACACUAUAACACAUUCUACAUGA
Messenger RNA from Arctia plantaginis, 2691 nucleotides. The record is from the annotation of a GenBank genome assembly. NCBI's taxonomy places the organism in Eukaryota, Metazoa, Arthropoda, Insecta, Lepidoptera, Erebidae.